Molecule: messenger RNA, 2295 nt
Organism: Ustilaginoidea virens
Lineage: Eukaryota; Fungi; Ascomycota; Sordariomycetes; Hypocreales; Clavicipitaceae
Exons: 6
Coding region: 1-2295 (764 amino acids)
Source: RefSeq, a predicted model, not a curated record
AUGGAAUCAGGCUCGGAUCUUUCUACUCACUCAAGGGAUUCAUCAGUGUUGCCGCUUGAGUCUCGAAAGGGUGUGGAAUUUUACGUCUCUUGCAAUCCGCCCUUGGGUCUUGCCGGCGUGGAUGAGGUUAUGGGAAGGAUACAAUGUUCGGAUAUUCGUGUGAGGCAGGCCGUGGCAAAAUUUUUGCUUGACAUUGUCGAACAGGAUGCUCGGCCACUCAAGAAGCAGUCGCCCUCGACAGAUCCUCACAUGCAAGUGGAUGUCGAUGCCGGGUCACGACUUGUUCCAUGGUCCAGCUGGUUACAAACUCAGUGCUUCAGCGGUUUCGAGAAAUACCAGUAUCCGGAGCCCACGUGCAAGCUCGCAUUCAAAAGAGUUUGGCGAGGAUUAGAAAACUUACCACCUCUGACGGUCGAUAACCUGCUUGGUACCUGUUCAAUCUGGAGUCAUUCUGUGACUCCGCUCAAUUUUGAAGGCUUGGCCAAGCUACUGGGCUGUCGGUUAUUCCACAAUGUGAGAAAAACUGUGGUGUACAUUAAAGGUGACUCGUUCGGGGCUGUAGAACAAGCGUUGAAAAUACUCGGGCAUCUGCUCCUCAUUGCUGAAACGACAAACAAGAAACAUCACCUUGUCUACGCUGAAGACGCUGCGCAGCUCAAGUAUGUUUACAAGUGGCUCUCUCAGGUCGGGAUCAUGCGCACGACGUAUCUACCGAGGCCCUUGCGCACGAAGGAUCUGCCGAAGACCCUCAAUCAGGAGGGACCCAAGCUUCUUGGGGCUGUGUGCAUCCGGGCGGCAGAAAGAACCCAGGAGAAUGACUGGGUUUCUGACAAGACGCAGUAUAAGGAUAAAGAGGUAACGCCAUCUGCUGCGCCCCUUUUUAGUGCCUUCAAAGACUACGCAUAUACCAAAAAAUUCCCGGCAAACAUCUCUGGUCAAUUAGAGGAAGUAAAAAAACUGCUCGAGACGUACAACGACGCCGAGCCGCAAAGCCGGAAGGAAAGCUGCUCUGUGUCUGGGGAUGUGCAAAGCUUAUCGGACACCAUGGACUACGAAGAAGAUUUUGAAGUCGUUGACUGCAACCCUGGGGCAGUCGAAACCAUUCCCCCAAAGGACCUUCUGGAUGACGACUCUCCUGUGGAAUUAUCCUCAUAUGCUGCAUCUUGCAGUAUCCUGGUUCCGAGCCCGUCAAAGGAAACGUUGUUCCAGAGUCCGCACAAGUUCAAUACCGAUAAACGGGAAAAGUCGCAUUUCAUGCAUAUUCUUGGGGACCGCGUUGGAGCGAUGUGUUCUGUUAUACCCCUGUGCCCCGGUUACAUCACCAUUUCCGCCAGAUUCGGACGAUGUUAUCUCAAUGACAUUCGUAGCUCGCUAGUUGAUGUCGGGUCUGGCCCACACUGGACAAUGAAGGAACUUUUGAAUGAGAUGGAAAGCAAGCAAACGUGUCAAUACAUCCGAUUUUCAUCCAUCCUUUCGUCUUUUUCUACCUGUGCCGAUUUAAUUGUCGGCACAGGUGGGUCAUCUUCAUCGUGGAAUCUUCUCACAACCCAGGUCACAUACCUGGUUGAAUGCGAAUUGAAGGAAGACGAGUGCUUCAUUAUCGAGAUUGAUGCAGAAACAUUCAAUUACUCUUGUCGGGGAACAGCAGUCCAGAUUGGGUGUACCUUUAUUCACUGCGUCCGUCAGGCCUGGGACGUACAGGUUGAGGUUAACAAGUCGAGCAAUUUGAACCUGUCUCCUUUACAUUGUCGUCUGUGCAAAGUCAUUGUCGACUCACUUCACAUCUUCGGGUCAGCAAAGGGAGAGACCGUGUUGGAAUUCAUGGCCAAUGAAGAGCUAGGCUUGAAGAUAAAGUCGGUUCAAAUUCAACGCUCGGCGAGAUACUCCAACUAUGAUUUUCCAGACAGCGUCCUCUCCAUUGCAACGAUGACAAAGCUCAAACCAGAUUCGAUAAAGGCCAAUCGUCAAAGGUGGGGCGGGUUAGAAAAGAAGUCCUCCUCAGGUCCUUGCCCAGAUUUCUGGGUCGAAGCCUUCAUAACGUCGACCAAAUUGGAAGAUGUAUUAAAGGCGAACAUUGGGUUAUCCACGGGAGAGCGCACAUCAUGCGACUUUACGAAGCUAGGACAACAAGGCUAUUAUGAUAGCCUUUCGCGGCCAGCUUUGAAGAUGAUUGCGCAAAUGGAUCAUAUCGGCCAGCACAAUAACAACGGCAUAUCGACAAACAGUAGGCCUUCUGCCUUUACGGUCUCAGUUGCUGAAUCAAGGCAGCGAAACGGGGAUUACUGUUUCUGGUGA